Molecule: messenger RNA, 7119 nt
Organism: Lutzomyia longipalpis
Lineage: Eukaryota; Metazoa; Arthropoda; Insecta; Diptera; Psychodidae
Exons: 5
Coding region: 5020-6966 (648 amino acids)
Source: RefSeq, a predicted model, not a curated record
AAAAAUGCAAAACUCCUGACACGUGCCAUUGAUUUUUCACGAAUUCUCGUGUAGCAGGAAACUCAUGUGCGCUUGAAAAAGGAUAAAGAAUUUCACACGCAGAGGAAAAGUCUAAAGGCGCCAAAAAAUUGCCCUACCUCCAUUUGAAUUUUCCAAAAAUAUAAAUGGAAGAAAAUGAAGGGGUUUUCAUGCAAAAUUAAAAUGCAUUGUAGCUGGUUAAUUUCCAUGCUUUUGAGAAAGGCGUGGCGCGACACUGAUAAGAACUCCACAUAUGCAAUCAGCGAGAAAUGAAUGGAGGUGCUUGAAUUCCACUUGAAAUUGCCUGAUAAAGACCAUGGAGGAGCGUGCGAUGGCAAAAGCACCCCCAUUGCUAAUUGAAUGUUCCCUGGACAGGCACAUGGUGUUUUCUCCAAUUAAUCUACGCCCGUGUGGUUGAUUAGUGUUCUUUUUUUGCACUUCUUUUCUGCCAAGUAUACGUGAUAUUUUUAGGCCAAAGUGAAAAGCAAUAGAGCCAUUGAGAGGUUGAGCCUCAUUUGUUUCAAGUGGAAGCCACCUCUCAUUCAAUAUUUGCAGAAAAUUUGCUAUGGGGCAAAAAUAGCCUUGGCAGGCGUGUGGAAGAGCACUACUAAAACAUCGUGAUUUGUUGGAUAAGCACGGAUUUAGCACCAAACUAUUGCAACACAUUUUUACCACUCCAUUAGGAAGACGUUGAAUGGGUAUUUUGUGCCCAGGGGGCAAUAAGAAGGCUUUUCUUAUACAUUUCGUCACAAUAAAAUUGUUGAAAAAGAAUUAUGUAAAAAUAAGGGGUGUGUGGAAUUUUUCGCCAUUAAUGUAUGAUUGAUAAUGAUCAGAAUGAAAAAUUUUUCUUUAUAAAAAUAUAAUCUUUAUUUUCUUUUACAAAAAUUUAAAACAUUAACAAAUUACAAGAUGAAGAAACAAGGAAAUUAUGAACAAAUGAACAAAUUUUAGACGAAUAAAAUGUUUGUAAAUUCAUUUUCCUUUUUUUGAAAUAUUUUUAAACAUCUUUCAGGAAUGAGAUGAAACAAAAGUAACUCGGCGCGAUUUUCAAAUUGAGUAUGAUAAAAUAUUUUGCAUGACAAUCCUUUGAAUCAAAUGAUUUUUUUCCAAUUAAAAAAAUCAUGAAGCAUACAUUUUCCAUUAUACAUAUACAAGGGGAAAAGGAAGUACCGAAAGAAAUUUUAUUUUGAGUUUCAAAAAAUCAUUUAAUUUACACAAGCUAUCAAUUGAAUGCGGAUGUGAUGAAGUCAAAUUCUAAUAACUAUAUUACUCUUGCCUAAUCUAAAUCAGAUAAAAACCAGCUGUAAUGCAAACUUAUUUUUGACGCGACAGAACGCUGAUAAGACAGAUUAAUUUUAGAUUUGUUUACUUCCUAAAAAAAUUCUCCAAUAUAAGAGCUGAUGUUGGUAAGUCCAAAGUGGACAAAGUUUUGAAAAUGCGCACUUGCCUUUAAUUCACGCACAUCUCUGACCUUAGCGAUUGCAUUAACUUUGUUGUUUACUUUGGCUGUAUAGUAAGUACAAGAUUAAAUAGCGAAGAAAAAACGAUCUCACAAAGCAAUAACCCCUGUUUCGAUAAUUGCCAGUUACAAAACUUUUUUUCUUCACUUCUUUAAAUACUUUUUUAAGGCCCAUUAUUGUGGGUAAUUAAGGCGUGUGUUGGUGAUUUUCAAGUUCAGUUUUGCUAGAGAGAGAGAAAUUUAAUGAAAUUUUGCAUAGUUGCUUCUGUGGAAAAUAACUCGAAAAGGUUUGUUAAAAUAAGACACGGAAAUUUCCUUUAAAGACUCUUCCCCUUCUAAUGUCGAUGCUUUAAAGAUAGACAAGGUGAAAAAAGAAGUCAAACAAAAUCACAAAUUGUGAUAAUUUUUUCAAUUCCCCCACACAUAUGCCUGUGCAAAUAAACAUUUCCAGUGUCAAGGCUGCGAUAUUUGGGCGCAAAAGACGAGAAAUUCGCGUUACGAUAACACACUGUCGUGGAUUUUCUUCCACUCCAUUUUCUGUUUUCAUUUCUUGCCUCUUCCAAAAAUAAGUCAACAAAAAAGAGCAGACGCUUUAUCGCAUUCAAUGGUUUGCGAACCACAAAAAAAACUAAAUUGACGAUUAAUUCAAAUUAAAUGGAAAUAGUUCUGCUAUAUACUUUCGUAAUAUUUAUAAAUUCGCUUUUUCUUCUUUAUUUUUCAAAAUAUCUUGUUUUGCUUUUUUUCAUCCUCUUAAUCUUAAUGUGAAUAUUUAAGGAACAUAUGUGCUAAAUGGCAAGACGAAUAAACAAUGACAUAAUCACUUGAGCCUGAAUCACAACUAACAAAUUUAUUUUAAACUCUCUCAGCUGUUUGCCUUUCCAUGGUCUUUGGGUUUUGGGGGAGUUGAUUAAAAUGAACCAAACAUCGUUCGAAACUUUGCGCCAAAAGAUACAAAGUGUUUAGUGAAGUUUUAAUGAAAAUAUUUGCUUUUGCCACACUCCCGCGCUAUUUCCCAAAGGGAAAAUCAAUAUUUAAAUCCCAAAAUCACGAUGGAAUUAACGCAUCAGUAGAAGGAUUUUCAUAACCGUGUACGCGGAAAUAUGAUUUAAAAUUACCUAAAUUUGAGGAUGAAAAUGUGAUUUAAGAAUGAAUUUGAGGGCAGGAUGAAGGUGCUGAAUUUAUAUUAAGUCGCAAAAAAACAUUGUUGCAGUUUUUAAAAGUAAUUUUAAAAAAAUAUUAUUUUUUUUACAAAAUUUUCGUACAAACCCAAGAAGAUUAUGUUAAAACUGUAACGUGAUUAGUUGCCAGGAUUAGGUAUGUCCUUAUUAUUAAUGCCACAGCAAAGGUCAAAAGUUCAAGAUUAAAACACGGUUACAUUUAAUAGAUACUUGAACAAAAUUGCGCAUCAAUUAAAAAUCAAUUUAUGAUUUUGGAUCUUUGUCUAUAAAGAAAAUAGGUGUGCCCACUGUAGUGGUUUUGUAUUGUGAGAAAAUGGAUUGAAAGGAAUGAUGAAUAAAUAUCCCCGUCAGGCUGAUUGAUUGUUUCGUGUUUCGAAGAAACUUUGUAUACCUAUAUGUAUGAUGGGAAAAGUCAACGGGGUGGUGAAUGGUAAUUGUGAAAAGUGUUGAUGGUGGUAGCAUGAAUAAUGUUACCGAGUGUUGAUGGAGGAGGGUUAGUUUUCACUGUAGGUCCUGUCUUAUUGAUUUUUUCGGUGUAGUAUACAUAGGUUUUUUGGCCCCUCCCGGGUGCAUUGGUCGGCCUGACUUCGCUUUCCUUAUUAUGGAAUAUGUUGAGCUUCGCCAUGCUCUACUUUUCGCACGUGCAUCCCCUACAUUCUCGGGCUAUAUGAAGGGGAAAGCUUCUCCUUGUAUGAGCCCCUGGGUGUGUGUAGAUGAAAUAAUUUUCAUCCUGUGAGUCUCUCUAUAUUUUCCUUUUAUCACGACGGAGUCUGCGGUAUAAUAGGGUGCAGGGUGGUUCGGGUACAAGAAAUGGGGAAGGGAUGGCGUCCCGAAUGCCAUUGAGGAGGGUAAAGGAAGGAAGGAAAAUUUUCAAGUGGGAAUAUUGUGCGAUGUGUCUCUGGGAAUCCACUCUGUGAGACUCUUUUGGGGGGAAUGACGCGCAUGUCCUUCUCUAUUGAUUACACAUUGAGGCAAGACUCUGGGAGAGAAUCAUUGAAAGUUCAAAGCAAUUCCCAAAGUGAAAUCUCACAGUGUUGACGGUAGAUUCUUUUGGAUGCUCAUUGCACUUUCUUUUUUUCCUUUCUACACAACACAUAUAACUUCCCUUUUCGCGGGAAAGGAAGUUGGACAAGAAAAAAGUUCUUUUUAGUGGAGUUGUGGUGCCAAAAAGGAAAAGUAAAGUGAGUUUAAUUUGCAAAGUACAAAAAGGGGAAGCAUCAAUCUUGGAGACCGUGACAGGUGCAUCGAUUAGAAGUGUGGCGUGCGCUAUGGAGGGAGACGCGUGAGGGGUGGUUAAUUUGUAAAAUGAACCAUUCAAAUGUGUGAAAGGAUUAACGAAUAUUUCAUGACAUUGUUUUCUGCGAUCCAUUUGCUGUUGCGGCACAUUCCAAAAUAACACAUCAUCCGCCCACAUAUCGGGGAAAGCCGAGAGAAGCUUCCACAACUGCGUAGUUUGAGGUAGGAACAAAAAAAGAGUUAGUUGAAGGAGACACACCGGAAACUCUCUGUUAUUCACACAGAAGCUCUCUUGUUUGGUAGUGGAAGAAAAUUUGUAAAAGAGAAGAAAAGUAAAAGUGGUGGACAGUGUUGGAAGAGUGCUUUGGAAGAAGAGAACAUAGAAAAGUAAAGCGGUGUGUGGAAUUUUUAUUUUGCUAUUAAAUACUUUUCAAUAUUGAACUGAAGGUGCCAGCGUUCACAUGCUAAAUUAUCGCUUGGUGUCGACACAUUUCCUCAAACAGCCGUAGUUUGUUUGUAUGAAAAAUUGUGCAAAAAUGUGCAGAGAUCGCGAUAUGUUGUGAGAGAUUUUCCCUGUGAAAAAAAAACGAGCAAAAAACUGGCGCUAAAAAUUUUUUAAUAUAAACUUUUGUGUGUGCAACAGAGCCUAAAUUUGGAGCUAAGUGGAAGAGCUUUUUUUUGCUGCAAAAAUAAAAAAAACGAAAGUGAAUUCUAUCAACAGACGAUCUGCACAGUUUAUUCAGCACAAUCCGCGUGAUUUUUCUCACUCUCUCCCGCCAAUUCGUGUGAUUUGGCAUUGGAGGUGCUCUAAGCACACGCCCUCGGGAUCACGCAAACGACGAUCCUGAAAAGCGAUUUUUUUGUGUGUCACGGGCGUUCAUUGGCGAUCACACGCGCAAAGAGAUCUUGGCACAUAGGAAGUGUUUUUUCAAGAGUGCCCGAAGAUUGUCGUAAUUUCUUAGAGAGCUAAAAGGUGCGCGCGCGAAAAUAGUGAGUGAACAUCAGCGGUGUAAUCAACAUCCCACACCCCACAUUUAUCUUGUUUUGUGUGAGACCAAAGGAAAAUUGGCCAAAAUCGAAUUGUUUGCGAAAAAUAUUUGGGAGUCUGUCAAGGCUUGCAUUUGCGGCAUGCGCCGUCCGUCACUGGAUCAUCACGAUGGCGACCUGAGUCGUCUCACAUCAGCAUCCUCCCCGGCUGAGGGCAGCAUAGCACCGUGUCAGAGUGACGAGGUGAAAGUUGAGAUACCACCGUCGUAUUUGCCCAAAAUCAUUGAGCCAUUUGAUUGGCAAAAUACGCGGAAGCGGAAGGAGCGACAGGAUAGUACGUCCUCCCAGAAUCAGGAUAGGAAGCUGGUGAGGUCCAAUAGUGAGGAGCAUAUCAGUGUGUCGGAGUACGAUGUGAUUCGACGUGUGUCGUCCCAUGAGGACUUUAAGAAACCACUGCCACCUCGGGCCACACUCGAUCCACAUCCCGCUCCUGACUUGGAACCUGACAAGGAUGCGGUGGCGGAGGAGCCAUCGCCGCGAAUGUCGCCUAAUCAUGAGGUAAAACGCAAAGAUCCAGAUGGAUCUGAUGGGGAACACGAAAGACGACGCAGUAGUGAACGUUUUUCACGCACUAGAGCACCGCCUGGACGCAAAGCUCUUUCCCCGCGGAAGCUGGGAAAGCACGUUGUGGCCAAGUUGCGUGAGAGGGAUGAGAAUCUCUAUAAGUACGACAAUUCAGCGCUUAAGCAUGAGCGCAGGGGAUUUGUGAGUCGUGAAAAGGCUCCGGUAAAGCCCAAAGAGACCAGUGAUUCGUCUUCGGCGUCAGACUUGCUGUCGCCUGUGUCGGAUUUCAAUGAUAACAACCUCAUUGAUCUCAAUGAGGAAGCAGAACCGAAGAAUCACACAAUCCCCCAGGAGAUUCUGCCAUGGAAUGUGCCAUUCCACGAGGACUCCCCCGUGGUGUGUCCGCGUUUUGCUGAGAAUACCUUCGAUCAUGUGCACAACUCGAGUGAGAACUAUGCCAAAGUUCGCAGCGUCCCGUCAAUGAUUGAGAUGAAGACGGGGAAAUUUACGAGCAUUGAGAACCUCAAGACGCGCGAUCUCAUGAAGAAGAUGCCAAAUGUGGCGAUAACGCCGGAUGAGCGUGUGAAGCAGAUCAACAAUCGCCUGUCGAAGCUUAAGAAACGUGUGGCGCAAUUUGAGGAGAACUUUGAGAAGGACUAUGGGUACAAACCCCCACGCAUUGAGACACUCAAUGAUAAGGCCAUGAAGAGCAUUGUGUCGGAGAUUCAAAAGUUAAAGCGCGAGAAGCAUUGCAUUAAAAGUGAUCCCAUUGCUGGGAUUAUGGAUGCCAAGGACACAUCCGCGGGGCAGGAGAAGCCACACGGAGAUAUCAAACUGAGUCAGAUGCAGGAGACACUGACGGACAUUGAAAUGGUCCUCCAGGAACGCAGAAAGGAAGAAGAUCGUCCGGAAAAGAUGGAGGAUUUGACUGUGGAUCAACUGAUGCAGGAGAAGACAGCCAUUCAGCGUGGUUUGCUGUACCUAGAGUCCAUCUAUGGGCGUCCCAGCUCACGCGAGGAACGUGAUUUGGCGCGUCCACUGUACGAUAGGUAUCGUCAGAUAAAACGAAUGCUCAACCGAAGUUCCGUUCUCAAUGCAUCCGGCGGUGGAAUGGCUGAAUUGCCGACAAUCCUCGAGCACGAAGCAAUGGCAUUCACAGUGACGGCAACCACCAGUACCGACGUCACUCCACCAUCUGUCCCAUCCACAGUGGAGUCUCCAUCAGAGACUACCGUGUCUUCGAGUAAGAGCACAGAUUCCACAGAAGACUCCAGUUCGGCCAAUGACAAUGUGCACACACUUUCCAUUCACGAGUUGUGGCAGCAGCUGGACACAGUGCGGGAUGAGAAGAGGGACCUCAGGCGCACCAUAAAGGAGUUUGAGCAUUCAUUUGAGAAGGACAACGGGCGGAAGAUGCUCAAGAGUGACCGGAAGGCCAUCGAGGAGACGUAUGCGCUGUACAAACAGAAAAAGGGAAAGCUCCGACUAUUGGAUGCUCUUGUGAAGAAGCACAUGUCGUACUAAAAGAGCAACGAAUCCUCACAUGUUCUUUUUUGUUUUCGGUUUGUACACUUUUUCUUUCUUUUUCUUUUUGAAAUUUCCUCAUUUUAUUCAGUUCCUAAACUACCUGCCCUCCUUUCCUGUUAAGCAAUGAAAAAUUUAAGUAAAAAAAGAAAA